Molecule: messenger RNA, 2635 nt
Organism: Acipenser ruthenus (sterlet)
Lineage: Eukaryota; Metazoa; Chordata; Actinopteri; Acipenseriformes; Acipenseridae
Product: POC1 centriolar protein homolog A-like
Exons: 12
Coding region: 407-1753 (448 amino acids)
Biological process (GO): cilium assembly
Cellular component (GO): centriole; ciliary basal body
Molecular function (GO): protein binding
Source: RefSeq, a predicted model, not a curated record
GAUCUUAUUGGGUGUGUCCUCCCCUUUAAGAUUCCGUAGUUGCUAUCCAGGCGCGGAUUGCGGCGCGGAAACUAAACUAUAGUACAGGAGUUGACAGUUACGUUCUGAAUAUUACUGGAAAAAAAACCCCCAACAACCUGGCUGGAUUAUUGAAAACAUAGCUGUCAAGCUUUCGUGCAUCGGCAGAUAUUAACAAGACCUUAAGAAACUAGAGUUUGCAUAACUUAUUAAUCAAUUACAGUAUAUACAUAUGUAGGUAUAAACACAAGGUAAACACAACAAGCCGAGUAGUUAUUCAAAGAAAGCACUUGACUGCUUGAACCAACUGCUUCGUCGAUAUAAAAAAAUACAUUUGUAGUACAUAUUCUUUUUUUUAGGACUGCAAAUUUAAAACAUUUCUGGGAAAAUGAGUUCCGUAUUGGAGGAUCCAACUUUAGAAAGGCAUUUUAAAGGCCACCGAGACACCAUUACCAGUGUUGACUUGAACCCCAACAUGAAACAGAUUGCAACUGGCUCCAUGGAUUCCUGCCUGAUGGUGUGGAAUAUGAAAGCUCAGAUGAGAGCCUACAGGUUCGUGGGGCACAAAGACGCAGUGAUGUCAGUGCAGUUCUCUCCCUCAGGACACCUUGUAGCUUCGGCAUCCAGGGACAAAACGGUCCGCCUCUGGGUACCCAGCGUCAAAGGAGAAUCCACGGUAUUUAAAGCUCACACAGGAACAGUACGAAGUGUCAAUUUCUCCAGUGAUGGGCAGUCCUUAGUUACAGCAUCAGAUGACAAAACUGUCAAAGUAUGGGCAGUACAUCGGCAAAGGUUUCUCUUCUCACUCAAUCAACACAUCAAUUGGGUUCGCUGUGCCAAGUUUUCUCCUGACGGGCGACUAAUCGUCUCAGCAGGUGAUGACAAGACCAUUAAAAUCUGGGAUAAAACUAGCCGGGAUUGUAUUCACUCAUUUUAUGAGCAUGGAGGCUAUGUCAGUUAUGUAGAUUUCCACCCCAGCGGUACGUGCAUAGCUGCAGCCAGUUCAGAUAAUACAGUGAAAGUGUGGGAUAUUCGAAUGAACAAGCUGCUGCAACAUUACCAAGUGCACACUGCUGUGGUAAAUGGGCUGUCGUUCCAUCCGUCUGGAAACUAUCUCAUCACAGCGUCGAAUGACUCCACACUGAAAAUCUUGGAUUUACUGGAGGGAAGGCUACUGUACACACUCCAUGGCCAUCAGGGUCCAGCUACCUGUGUGGCCUUCUCCAGGGCUGGGGAUUACUUUGCUUCGGGUGGUUCCGAUGAACAGGUCAUGGUGUGGAAAACUAACUUUGACGCUGCAGAUUAUGAAGAGGUGCUGAGAUCCCAACAAAGAGCCACCAGUGUGAAUGGUGCAGUCCAAUCCGGGGAAAGACAGUCAAGGUCAUCGCUUCGGGCCUCUUCUAGGUCACGCGGAGCGGAGUCCUCAGAAGGAGUUGACUUCUCAGACAUUCCACUUUCCCAUGUUGAGAAAAGGAGUGUGAGCCAGACCCGUCCCUCACAGGUUCCCAAAGAUACCUCUGUCUCCUCUCCAACCUCACGACAGCAGCAGCCUCAGGACAACGGGGUUCCAGCAGCCCUGGCUAGCACCCUGGAACAUAUAGUGUGCCAGCUGGAUGUCCUUACCCAGGCUCAGCACAGCUGGACUCUGAGUCACUGGAAGGUCAGGCCUGCGUCGUCCUGCCGCGGAGACUUCAGCCAUCGGUCAGGACAGUGGCUAUACUUGAACAGAGACUGACUUUGACUGAAGACAAGCUCAGAGAGUGCAUUGACAACCAGCAGAUGAUCACACUACAGCUUCGUACUAGUAAAUAAACAUCCAGGAUCCUGAGUGUAUCAUUUACUUUACUGAAAGACAGAUCUGAGCUUUUUUUUUUACAUGUCUUGAUUUAAAGUUAUGUGUACAAUUUGAAAUAACCCUUUAGAGCCUGCUUAUAAAAACCAAUCAUUAGACAUUGUUUCUUGGCAACAUCAAAGUAAGGCGGAAUGGGGGCAUUUAUUUGAGUACCAUUAGAAUAGAGUUAAUCCUAGCUAAUUUAAUGUUGCAUGAAUUUAUUCUUGACAAUAGUUUUAAAUAAAUAUACAGUGGUGCCCAUAACAUUGUCUCAAAUACUUGCUGAUUUGUGGAUUAUUGAUUACAUUGCCCACAAUGAUUCUCUAUUGAGAAUCUGUACAGGGCUAAGUAAGUAAUCAGUCAAAGCUCAAGAGCAAAGGUGUUGGAUUCAGAUGACAACAGUACAGUCACUGAGUUAUUCCAAAAAGACUAUUCCUGUUUCUAAACUUUAAACUGGAAAUGUGUUGGUUUGGCUUAUAGAAAGGGUAUUCUUAUUUUCCAAGAGAAACAAAGUAUAAAUAAUGUUAUGUCUUAAUCCAGUUUAGUGUGUGUGAGCCCAGUUGAGCUCUAGCAAGUGAAUGUUUGUUUUCUGUUCCUUAAUUGAAGUGCUGUGUUCAACAUUGUGUCUUAUUAAACUAAACUAUAGAUAUCCUGUAUUUUUGUACAAAACUGUUUUGUGAGUUUUUUUUUUUUCUUUUAACAUUUUGCCAUUUUUGUACAAUUUUGUAGUUUCAAAAAUGAACACUCAUGACAUCAAAUAAAGAAAAGAAAAUGAGAAUGUGGUCU